Molecule: messenger RNA, 801 nt
Organism: Ipomoea triloba (trilobed morning glory)
Lineage: Eukaryota; Viridiplantae; Streptophyta; Magnoliopsida; Solanales; Convolvulaceae
Exons: 1
Coding region: 1-801 (266 amino acids)
Biological process (GO): regulation of DNA-templated transcription
Molecular function (GO): zinc ion binding
Source: RefSeq, a predicted model, not a curated record
AUGAAGACACCUUUGCCCAUUGAAAAGCAUGCGUCAACUAUAUACACACUCUCUAUUUUCUAUAAUAUUCAGAAGGAAAUAUGCACAACAUGUUUUAAUUGUCGAGUUUUGAGUGUUCGAGAAGAUGGUGACAUACUGUAUUAUGAGAUCAAAGAUGGCAGUCAUAGAAAGUUUACUUUGGAGCACAAUGUAACUGAAAAGAAAGUUGUUUGUAGUUGCAAGAUGUUUGAAAUAAUUGGAUUGUUGUGUAGCCACACUUUUAUGGUUUUUAAGGAUUUGAACUUUGAUAAAAUCCCUUUGAAAUAUGUGCUGAAUCUAUGGACUAAGGGUGCAUCCUUAAAGCCUAUAUUCCAUAUUAAUGGUCUCAGAUUUUAUCAAAGUCCAGGAAUGGAUGAGAGGAAGGUGUUGUUGACACAAUUGUGGGGUGAUAUGCAGUGUUGUAUAGGUCUAACAGAAGAAGCAGAAAUUGAUAAAUUGAUUGAAUUUGCACAAGUGAUUAAAAAGCAAAAAUUGAUAUUGAUGAGAGAACAAGCUGAUUUAUCCCCUACUCAUAGGAAGAAUGCAGUCAUAGAGUCUUAUUGUGAGUCAUCUAAGCCUUCCGAGAUCUCUAUUCUACCACCAAGGAAAACAAAAAACAAGGGCAGUGGUAAGCAUAUGAAAGGGAAAAAGGAGUUAGCAAUGGAUGCAUCAAAGAAAGGUUUAAGAAAAUGUCAUACGUGUGAUGUUUACAUAGAAAAUGACAACCGACAUGACAGUAGGAACUGUCCACUUAGAAAGGAAUUAACAGAUGAAGAUGAUUGA